AUGGCCGGUCCACAUAAUGCAGUCGAUUCUUCCGUGGUGGUUCUACCACAGGUACCCGGAUUACGGGACAAUCAGCAGCUAUACAACUCGGCAAGUUUGUAUGUAGGUGAUCUGCAGCCAGAUGUCACUGAGGCUAUUUUGUAUGAAGUCUUUAACAGUGUUGGUCCGGUCUCAUCGAUUAGGGUAUGCAGAGACUCAAUUACCAGAAAGUCACUCGGUUAUGCCUACGUGAACUACUACAGCGUUCAAGAUGCCGAGGCAGCCUUGGAAUCUCUCAACUAUAUAGACAUUAAAGGCCAUCCUACCAGGAUCAUGUGGAGCAACAAGGAUCCGACUCUUAGGAAAUCUGGCGCCGGUAACAUCUUUGUUAAGAACCUCGAUCGUAGCAUAGACACAAAGGCAUUUUAUGACACGUUUUCACACUUUGGCCCAAUUUUGUCGUGCAAGGUCGCCAUGGAUGAAAACGGAGUAAGCAAGGGAUACGGAUUUGUCCACUAUGACACCGAAGAAAGCGCCAAAGAAGCUAUUGAAAAAGUUAAUGGAAUGGUCAUUGGUGGAAAGAAGGUCGAGGUUUCCCCCUUUAUUAAGAAGCAGGACAGGGACCCCGCCUCAGUGGAUGUAUUUACCAAUUUGUAUGUGAGAAAUUUUCCGGUUUCGUGGGAUGAAGAAGCUCUCAAACAAUUUUUGGAUAAGUAUGGUGAAAUUACAAGCAUGAUGAUUAAGGAAGACGGGAAGGGUAGAAAGUUUGCCUUUGUCAACUUUGCCGAGCCAGAGAUGGCUAAAGAAGCAGUCGAGGCUCUAAAUGGUACUAAACUUGAGGAAGGCAGUGAGCCACUUUUGGUAUGCCCACACCAGGACAAGGCGAAGAGACAAGCUUUCCUAAAGAGCCAAUAUAUCAGCGGUCUGGAUGGAAGUAUCGCCAGCAAGGCUUCAUCCAACCUUUACAUCAAGAAUCUUGAUGAUAGCUUUACGGAUGAGAGUCUUCAGGAACUCUUUGGCCAAUUUGGAAGCAUCACCAGCUGCAAGAUUAUGAGGGAUGCCAGCGGUGUCUCAAGAGGCUUUGGAUUUGUAUGCUUUUCGAGACCUGAGGAGGCAACCAAGGCGAUUGCUGGCAUGCAUCUUAAGAUUGUCAAGGGUAAGCCACUUUAUGUUGGAUUAGCUGAAAAGAAAGAGCAAAGACUGUCGAGACUUCAGCAAUCAUCGAGGAGCAGGAAUGGGGAUUCCAUGAAUCAAGGCCCAAUUCCAUCUGUACUCCACGGAGUGCCAGGAUAUCAAGACGCCUCAGGGUUUUAUGGUCAGGGCUUUAGAGGUGGUCCACAGGGUGUAGGCGUUCCAGGUAGGGGAGUGAGGAUGUAUCCUCAAUCUCACAUCCCAGUGAUGCCUAGAAAUAUGCAUUUGUCUUCUGGCUCACCUCUUCCACCAAACAACGCUGGCCUCUCUGGAAUGCAAGGAAGUCCAAAUUUGCACUCCGGAAUGCAGGGUAGCCCAAGCUUGCGUUCUGGUCUCCAGGGAACACCCAACAUCCACCCAGGAAUCCAGGUCACUCCGCAUGGUGCUCCAAAUAUUCACCCUGCAAUGCCUACAAUUCCAAACGUCAUUCAGAGGAGGGUUAUGCCUACAAAGAAUGCCCCUGUCUCUGGAUUCAAGUUUACUGCUCAGGCUAGGAACAGGGAGGUUGGAUCUACAAUGUCAAUGGGUGUUCCAAUGCAUCCAAACAUGGGUAUGCCUACACAGGCUCCUGGACAGCAAACAAUGCAGCCUGCUAUGCAAGGAAAUGCUACUACACAUUUAGAUGACACAGCAUUCCAAAAGCAGAUGAUUGGAGAACGUUUGUUCCCAAUUGUAGCGAGGGAUAAUCCGGACCUCGCAGGAAAAAUCACUGGAAUGAUGCUAGAAAUAGACAAUGCCGAGCUCUUGGCGCUUUUGGAAGAUGACGCAAGGCUUAAGGCAAAGAUCGACGAAGCUAUUCGCGUACUCAAGCAAGCAUCUUAA
Theileria equi strain WA is the source of this 1992-nucleotide messenger RNA. Its product is annotated as polyadenylate-binding protein, putative. The record is from RefSeq and is a predicted model, not a curated record. Bases 1 to 1992 code for a protein of 663 amino acids. Gene Ontology annotation, cellular component: cytosol; nucleus; ribonucleoprotein complex. Gene Ontology annotation, molecular function: poly(U) RNA binding; mRNA 3'-UTR binding; poly(A) binding. The transcript has a single exon. Lineage: Eukaryota; Apicomplexa; Aconoidasida; Piroplasmida; Theileriidae.